AUGAUUCUAAUUACACUUAUAUAUAUAGUAUUUAUUAUUAAAUUAUUUUAUUGUCAGGAGAUAAAUAAUGAUACACUUUUAUAUUCUCCAUCAAGAAAACUUUUUACUGGUGAUUCAGUACCAUGUUGUGGGGAUAUGAUUGGAGAGACAGCAUGUAAACGAUUAAGAAAAAAAAAUGAAUUUAAAUUUCAAAAUAAAUGUGAUAAUGAAGCAGAUUUUUCAUUAAUUCAAUGCUGUCAAACGUGUGGAGGAGAUACCGCCCCAUCACGUCAUAAAAAAUUUUUUAGUGAAGGGUCUCUAUCAAAGCAUUGUUUCGAUAGACAUUCACCUAAAUUUUGUGAAAAAUUUCUUCUUCAUAAAGAUCAUUGGGCUACUUCAACCUGGUCUUGUUCGGGAGAAUAUGCUCAUAUAGCAUUUAGGAUAUGUAGAAAAACUUGUUCCUUUUGUAGGAGGGAUGCUUAUGACAGUAAAGAUGGUACUGUCUAUAAACCAAAAAGAUGUGGUUCAUUGACACCUUCAAAAAUUAGAUACUUUGAUAGUGAAAAUAAUUUAGAGGAGUUAGAAAAAGAAUUUGAUACAGUUUUUUAA
Molecule: messenger RNA, 588 nt
Organism: Strongyloides ratti
Lineage: Eukaryota; Metazoa; Nematoda; Chromadorea; Rhabditida; Strongyloididae
Exons: 2
Coding region: 1-588 (195 amino acids)
Source: RefSeq, a predicted model, not a curated record